Penicillium odoratum is the source of this 297-nucleotide messenger RNA. RefSeq lists its product as uncharacterized. The record is from RefSeq and is a predicted model, not a curated record. The coding region runs from base 1 to 297 and encodes 98 amino acids. Lineage: Eukaryota; Fungi; Ascomycota; Eurotiomycetes; Eurotiales; Aspergillaceae. The transcript has a single exon.
AUGAACAGUGAAGUCUUCGGGAUAUUUGUCAUCGGUGCCCUCCGGGAAUCAGGAGAGGAAGAGAGAAACCCCAAGAAAGGUUCCGUGAUCUCAGCUGCCGAUAAGAGCACAGCCCAAGAUGUCACGGUCAUUGUAUUGGGAGCUGGUUGCGAAUUUACGAUUAUAGGCCCCUCUUUCAACAAUAUCAAGUUCCUCUGCAAAAAAGGCAUCUCGAAAGCGGUUGACUCUUCACAGGUCACAAGUGUUGUGUUGGGCUGUAUGCGAAUUGAUACCAAAUUAGUGUUCAGUCAUCGUUGA